AUGUUCGAGAGAAUUUCUCUAAUCCACAGCAUUUUACAGCUCUUUGGCUACACUGGAUUCAACUCGCAACUGAGGCCGCGUGUCGGUUUCCACUACACGACCUUUAUAUAAGAAUAUAUAUACCGCUAUUUUAUGAUUAGUCAUACCCGCAUCGGGAGUAAAAGACAUUCAAUAAUAUCUAUAAAACAACGCGUGUUGGUAUUUCUCGAUUUGACAUCGGGUCAUGUCGUUGUAGUAGCUGCUAUUACCAGCUAUUAGGAUAAACAACUAUUUUGUGAUUAACCUUUAAUCAUGACAAUAGUGAAUCUAAGUAUGUCGUCUUUGAGAAAACGGAAUUGUUUUUUUGUAUUUGUGCUAAUUGUUUUUGUGCCAUUUUGUUUAUUUGUUAUACUGUCAGUACCAGAUAUGACUUCGGAGGAAAUCUUAGUUCAACGAUUGGCCGAACUCCAAGUUAGAAUUCAAUAUUUAGAUGCGAUGUAUAGGUCGAGGCAAGAAGAUUUACAAGAACUGACACAGCAUUUCGAUCAAUUAUACAACGCAGAAAACAGUUCUAACAACUCGUUGAUACAAAUAGAAUCACGUCCAGAUAUAAAACAAAUGAUUAAGAAUAUGUCUGGACUAUUUGCAGCAAAUGGCCUCAAUCCAGGUGUAUCGAUUAAAUUUCCUUCUGCAUACCAUUUUCUGCCUCAUCUGCUGGAUAAUCCCAAUAGUCUGAAAUUAUCUUAUUUGAUGUCCAAAAAUAGAGAAGGUGUUUCAUUGGUACUGGGAAUUCCUACUGUGAAACGAGAAAAAUACAGUUAUUUAAUGGAUACCCUACAAAAUCUUAUAGAUGGAUUGUCUGAAGAUGAGGCUAACGAUACUAUGAUUGUCAUAUUGGUCGCGGAGACUGCUAUGGAGUACAUUCUACAAAUUGCAAAGGAAGUGGAAAUAAAAUUUCCACUCCAAAUUGAAUCGGGAUUAAUAGAAAUAAUAGCUCCUUCUGCAGGAUAUUAUCCUUCUUUCGAUAAACUUCGAAUUACUCUUGGAGACUCUCCAGAACGGGUGAAAUGGAGAUCUAAACAAAACUUGGAUUAUGCGUUUUUAAUGGCAUAUUGUCAAACAAAAGGUACGUUUUAUGUUCAAUUAGAGGAUGAUAUUUUGGCAAAGCCAUCUUAUAUUACAAUUAUGAAAAAGUUCGCGAUAGAAAAAACCGCAAACAAACAACCUUGGAUUGUGUUAGAUUUUUGCCAACUUGGAUUUAUUGGAAAACUCUUCAAAACUGCAGAACUUCCUUGGCUGAUACAGUUUUUCCACAUGUUUUUUAAUGAUAAACCAGUCGAUUGGUUACUCGAUUACCUAAUCACAACAAAAAUUUGUAACUGGGAAAAAAAUGAUAACUGUAAAGCAGACAAGGCGAAAGUUUGGAUUCAUUACAAACCUUCACUUUUCCAACAUAUCGGUAUGCAUUCUUCUCUAAAAGGAAAAGUACAGAAGUUGAAGGAUAAACAAUUUGGAAAAGUAGCUCUAUUCUUUCCUCAUAACAAUCCAUCAGCUGAAGUAACGUCUGGAAUAAAACACUAUAAACAGUAUACAUUGAAGCGAGCUUAUCUUGGUGAAACAUUUUUUUGGGGUUUGCUACCACAACCCGGAGAUCAACUUGUGUUUAAGUUAACAACACCAACGGCUUUAAAAAGAUUUUAUUUCCGUAGCGGGAAUGCAGAACAUCCUACCGAUAAGUUUUACAAUACGACUGUAGAAGUUAAACCACUGCAACCGAUUUUAAAUACGAAUAUAUCUAAUGUAACACUAGAUGGUUUUCUGAUUGUGGGUAAAUUUGAUAGUGCCGGCAUAGCUACAGGUACUUUAGAUGUUAGUAUCGGCAAGAUAGAAUCGAUACGAUUAAAUGUACACUCCGAAAGUGAUAAUUGGGCCAUAUUAAGUGAGAUUCAUCUCCAAGACGAAUCAAGAUUGAGGUGACAGACUAGUCCUAUUCAAACAUAUUCAAUAUUUUUGCAAUGAUGAAUUUUGGAUUCAAAAUCCUUCGUCUGUGAUAUUUUUACUACAAGUUAACUAUCAAGAAAUGAUUAUAUAUAUGUUAAAGUGAGCUACUUUAUCCAGAAACUACGUACUGAUUUCAAAACGACUGAGGAUGUUUGGAAUUGAAUACUACGUUUGUUCAUAUACUUGAAAUUAUUGGAUUUCUUUGUUUAUAUUUUUUUCAUAUUUGCAUUUAGCUGUCAUAAAACAUUCGAUUAUUUUCAUUUAAACAUGUUUUUGGAAUAAAUUUUUUUUCCCGAAAGACAACCAAUCGAGUUACAUGUGCGGGGAUAUAUUGAAAAAUUCUCAACCUACUAUAUAACCAAAAAAAAUUUCAAUGUCAAAAUAUUCUCAUAUUCUCCUCUUAACUGGAUACAUUUAUUACAGCGAACCCGCAACGUCUCUAGACCUUUCAAAAAAAUGUUUCUGAUCCAAAUCGGCGAUGACACCUGUUUAUACACUCUCCAUCGAUAGAUAUACAUGACUUCAUUAAACGCCAACUAAAGGAAGAAUACGGAAAAUGGAUACGGCAGACUAAAUAGAAUACCGUGGGAUACUAAGAAAACUAUAACAAAAAAAAAAUAGAAGCCACGGAAAUGGACGCAGUAAGAAGACAAAAUAGUACGUUACGGUUAUAUCGAAUCAGAAACUACACAAUAUAAAAGCGAAUUAACCUGGAACAAACAAUUAUAUAAUUUAUUGAGGAGAAGCAGUUAAUUUGGUCCACGAUUAUCAUGAAUGCAUGGAAUAAGAAAAUCAAUUGGUGUACGAAAUCUGAACGAUAACAACUGCAGCGACAGGAAAAAAUGGCAGCUAGGCGUCGGACAAGGUCGUAGGAGGUUUUAAACCCGAAUUUAUAUAAAGAAAACAAAAAUUUUGAUUACUACGCCAUUUAUAAUCAUACGGACCUAAUUGAAAAUAAAACAAUUAAAGUGGUAAUAAACGUGGUGAUACUAGUAUUUAUACAGUAAAUGUUAAGAAAAAAGGUUUUGGCUCUGGUGGUUAAACAAUUACUCUAUUUGGAAUAUUGGUGAAAUUAAAGUUUGUGAGUCUGAUAACUUAAGCAAGAAAAAAGAUACAAUGAACCUAACUACAGAAUACACAAAACUUGACCUUCAAUUGCUAUGGAAUUGUGAACAGAAUUACUUCCGAAAAACUAACUGAGGGGUAAAAAAGCGAAUUGUAUUCUAAUGAUUAUUCUGCCUCCGGGAAUGGUUUAGGUCAUCAAUUUGAUGCAUUAUUCACCUUAAUAGCAAGCUCAUUGUUUAUCACAUUCCCCUUACUAUACUAUUGUUUACUUGUGUACGUUAGCUUACCCUUUCCUAGACAUUCCCAGAUCUUUAACUUUACAGUUAUCGCGUCUGAUUUUUUAACACCAUCAGAUGCGGGGAGCACAAUUGUAAUCCAUUAAUUUUUUAAAUCUAAAAAUGUUAUUACGACACUACAUUGUAUAAAAUUUAUUUAAAAUGUAAUUAUCCAUAUUCGAAAAACAAUUUUUAAAUUAAGAAACAUGUUUUUGUAUAUAAUUAAUUUGAAUCAGGAAAAAAUCAUUUAAGCAAAGCUUAGCUAGACAGCUGGACAAGGUCAUUGACUAAAGUUACUGCAAGAUUUUUUCAUGGUUUUGUUCUCGUACUUCCACAAUAAUAGCAAUGUCCAGUGGUUGAGUUACUAUUGUUUAUGUCUCUUAGAAUUUUAGUGAAAAUCUUAUGCGUUGCUUCAUUUGUGGUGAUAUGUAGGAAUUUUGGAACCGACAGGUCUUAUUAGAUGUAACGCCUUCUCCUCCAAUUUUUUUAUACAUUAUCAAGUUGAUGAAGUAGUGUGUUUCAUAAGUUCAUAACUUCCCCCGUCACAUAGAAAGAAAUAUCAUUAUUUUUCAAUAUAUUCUUCCUUUAUUUUCACAAGUUUUCCAGAACGACUAACGAAAGCUUCUAUGCCACACAAAAAUAUUAUGCAUCUUUAGAGUCAAAAUGCAGCUGUUAAAUCUUUCAGCCCUGAACUCGGCCUUCAGCUUUUCGAACAAAAAUAAGUCGGACCGGGCCAGAUCAGGACUAUAUGGUGGGUGGAAUCCCAAAAUAAUAUAGUCAUAACUUUUUUGGUGUUUUUCGCGACCUUUGCUUUUUUGGCACGGGCUCUACUUUCUUAUGUCACUCCAUGAAAUCUUUUUAAGAUAUCGGAUCAUUAAAAGACCAUAGUUUCAUAACUCUUAUAAUUAAUCGGAUUAUAUUUUCUUGGAUCUCGUAUAGUUUCUAAAAAUCGCUCCACUCGACACUGCUGUGCUCAGAAAUCGAGGCAAUUUGCACCACGUCAUCCUUUAUUCAUUCUUGCCUUUAUCGAAAGAACAUGACAAUGACAAUCAAUCGAAGCAGCAAAUUGAAACUUUAUAUAAAGCUUAUUGAGACUUGUCACUGACGUGAACGCAUUCUAUUUAUUAUAUGAGGCCCAUAACUCAUGGAUCGCACUUCUAUUAAUCACAUUCCACUGCACUCCAGUAUCGUCAUCCAUAGCCAAUUUUAUUCAUUUUUGGGCAAUACGAGAUCAAAGUGCACUUACCAUGGUAAAAACUAAAUAAGAUUUAUUUUCUCGUCUACUUUUUCCAGUUACAAAUUCUGGUGGAAAUUGGGUGUCAUUUUUACGAAUCUUACCUAUAAUAGUUAACCCUGCUUCUAGGAUUUCGAUGCUUAAUAGAACGCUUGUAAAAUCAUUGUUGUAAUAUUUCUGUCCGUGCCUUCAAGAUGUUUCACCAUUCUUUUAACCACAUUCGCACCAGUCAACUUUAAUUUUUAACUCUCUCUCGGGUUCUUAAGCACAAUACAUUUCUAUAUUAAAGAUAUUUUUUGUGUUAACUGGUGCGAAAAUAGCAUUUGUCACUAAAGCAUCUAGUUGCUGAUAUAAUGGCAAAUACUGGGAGGGUGGAUAAUUUUUCUGGAAAUUCUGGAUACACAUUUCGAUAAGGCUCUUAUUGGAGUUAAUUUAGCAAAUUAUUUUCAUUGAUUUCUAGUUGUAAUAUUAUCAAAUCUAAUACAUUUCAUUAGAAGAAGAAAACGAGAUGCAUAAAUGGUCAAAAAUAUUUUGGCGUUGAUAUUUUUAAAUUUAUGCAAGCUAUAGAAUACCUAUUAGCUCUUCUACAUCCUCAUCAUCUCUGAGAUGUGUAUAUUGGCAUCUAACACUAUUGAUAUUGGUAGAUCGUGUUAAUGAAUCUAUUAUUUUUUUCUUCUAAAAACAGUUGUAGGUAAUCGUAGGACAAUAUUGGCGGAACGUGUUCUUGAGAUCAGAGGAGGGUACCCUGUUUCCCACUAUAGUAUCGUACGGAGUAUGUAACUGGGGUAUCAUUUUUAGCCACUUUGAAACCGUCGUGUGAAUCUAGUUCUUGCUCUGAAUAAGAACUGUACUCUGAAGACGGGUUCUCAGUAUCUGUAACGUGAUUAGAUACUUUUAUCUAGGUACGCUUCAUCAAUAGAAAAAAUUUUUCUGAUUUUCAACUUCGUUUAACCAUUCUAGUACCACCUACUCAAAUUUUGGAUCGCUCUUCCUCAUUCCUAUUGUUUCAGACAUUAUAGAUCAUAACUAAUACUAAAAUAAAACUAACUAACAUAAUAUGAAAAUUAAUACUAACGCUAUUGAACAAUAGUGACAAAAUCAACCUCAAGAACAGAAUUUUCCAUAAAGAGGAGCGGUAACGUAUUGAAACAAAAGAAAAUAUGUUGCAUUUUCAUGCGUCGACUGCAGGGUUAAAGUAUAUAUGACAUUCCAGCUGAGUGCUUCGAUGGUUGCGUGAUUAUUCACAUACUUCAACUUGUCUACAAUUAGUGCAUUCUAAUAAGUGAUCACAACAUCUGAAAUUCUCUUUUGGUUGUUCAACAUCGCAAUUACGCUCAUUGUGGUCGCAGCGAAAACGUCACUAAUGACAUCAUAACUAACGCUACCCAUGUUAAGAGGUGGGUCGAAAGGAGCGGAAUUUUCGAAACUCAAAGCACAAAGAUUGCAUCCAUGAGAAUCUACCUCAUUAUUUGAUGUGGCAAGGGAUACUAGAAGUAGUUUUGAAGCAUUCUUGUGACGCAGCACCAAAUAACUUACUAUCACCGUAGAAGAUAUUUUGAUUUUACUUACUUACUAAGUGGAACGGGAAAGACCGUGGUCGUGAACGUUUUUGUCGGGAGUACUUAGUGGAAUGUAUCAAAUAAUGGAUAUAUGUCUCCACCAUCUUAUUCCGAAUAAUAAAUAUCUUGACUUAGGUAUACCAGAACUUUAUAGAAAUUAAAGUAUUAUAAGACCAUUUUAUGCGUGCAUUUUAAAAUAGAAUAGUUACUUUAUUAAGCAAUUAUUAGUGGAGAAACAACGAAGUUAUAUUAUUGAAUGAAUUUUUCUUAACACUCGUUAAAUGUGAUAUGUGAACUAUUCAGAUACAGGAUUUUAUUAUUAUUACGUUAUCCUACUACUAUUGGAAUAUUUUCAAAGAGAUAUUAUUUUCAAAAUACGAGUAUGUUUUGCUGAAAUUAUCCAAAGUAUAUUAUUUUACAAUCAAGAUACAAUCUUUCUAUAUUACACCUUGGAAACAUUUAUGUUAUCAUUACAUUGUUGCCAGUUUUUGACAUUCUAGUAGUGAUUCUCGUUUAUUAUAAUUUUUUACGCUUCUACUAAUUCUAGGAUUUGUUUUUGUUUUCAAAAAAUUAAUAACAUAUAUGUAUAAUUGCAUAUAGGAAUGUAUUUAAAUAUCCAAAAUUGUUCUUAGUUUAUUAUAAUGGGCAUUUUUAUUUAUUUGUAUACUAAUAUUUUAUAUUUGUUUUUCAGUUAUUUACAACUUUAUAUCAUUUAUUGUUUUUAUGAAAUUCAAUAAAAUAUAUUUACUGUA
Molecule: messenger RNA, 6865 nt
Organism: Diorhabda carinulata
Lineage: Eukaryota; Metazoa; Arthropoda; Insecta; Coleoptera; Chrysomelidae
Gene: Mgat4a
Product: alpha-1,3-mannosyl-glycoprotein 4-beta-N-acetylglucosaminyltransferase B
Exons: 12
Coding region: 292-1956 (554 amino acids)
Biological process (GO): protein N-linked glycosylation
Cellular component (GO): Golgi stack; endoplasmic reticulum; endoplasmic reticulum-Golgi intermediate compartment
Molecular function (GO): acetylglucosaminyltransferase activity
Source: RefSeq, a predicted model, not a curated record